AUGGUUAAUGCUUGGAGGGCUCGCGCAUGGUCGAGCCACGAUGCGAGCCCUUUGACGAUCUCCUCAAGGAGUUUGUCACGCACUCCGUGUUCUAGUUGGGCGCUCCGCUGCUUCCUAUGGCUCUGCCUGUGUUGUACAGUGCGCUCUGAGAGCAACCCUGCAGGCUCGGGCCGGGGACUUCUCCAGCGGCAGAAGUUCCUUGCGGGACAGUUUCACCAUCUGGGAGCCCCAACUCUAGCGGGGCUGGACAAUGCCAUUUAUCGAUCCGGACGAGUGCGCUUCCGACCCCUUGGUUCGACCUGUGGCGAGCCCGGGUCUAGCGUCAUGGACGCGGCAGUUCAGCCCCCCUGCGUGGGGAACAUCUGCAAUGGUCCUGCCAGUCGGGUUGGAGAUCUUGCUGUUUGGGAGGAUGUCCGAGUUGUGAGAGUCGGAGUCUACCAGCUGUGCUGGUGCAGACCAACCUUGACCUGUCAGCUGCUGAAUACGUGCUGUGGGGAAGAUGCUGAUUUUGGUGAGGCAGCUGGGGAGGUAGAAGUGGUCGGUCCCGGCUGGAUAUUGGUCUCACCUGUGCUGGGCCAGGGAUUUCGCUUCGAGCUCGUGUAUCCCGAAGCUUUGCCGGGUUCCCAGGUGCUGCUUCGGCUCAGACAAGAGGGGCCCUGUGGUCUGCCGCGUGACGCAGCGGAAGUGCGAGCCUCGCUUCUCCGGGGCGACGGAAACGUGGAAGAUGAGGAGCUCCCUCUCGCAACGCCUCUGGAUCAGGCUGCAAGCCUGAACUUCACAGGGGACUUCUCGGACCGAUACGUUGCGUACCUCUACAGACAUUUAACUUACACCGUCUGCUGGUGCGCCCAGUACUGCUUCAAGCACGAAGAUGGUAGCAUCAACGAAGAAGCCUUUGGGGCCGAGGUGGGCUUGUUUUAUCCACGAGGCCCCGACACGGAGAACAUGGCUCCGCAGUAUGCAGUGGCUGGGGUGUCAUUUGCAUUGUAUGUGCAGGGCGAUCGCUUGUCUGUGAAGGACCGGGUCCUCGUUCCUGAAAGCAGCACCUUGUGUGGCGAUCCCGACACGGGACAUGCCCUGGCGUUCCGCUCCUACAUCUGCGGGCGCGGCCAGAGCUCCUGCAUUGCAACACCCGCAAACGGACCGCCCACGUCCUUCGAGGACAUGGCAGACAUGGUGGGGGAAUCGGGGCUUAGCUUCCAGCGUGGGGGCUGGGAACCGGUGCAGAUCGACAGCCCUGGCACCUACCGCAUCUGCUGGUGCGUAGACGACACCUGGGACCCUGUAAAGCUCGAGAGCCAUGGCUACUGCGGCUCGGGCUUCCAGUAUGGGGUCGAAGCUGGUUUGGUCAUUGUCCAAGGAGCUGUGGGAGAUCAGGAAUUCCCGUGCAGCGCCUUCCAGCCCUGCCAGUUCGAGGUGCACUCUGAGCUGCCAUUUGAUGCUGAAGACCAGAUUCUGAUGCUUGCCAGACACGUAAGUUGCUUUGUGAGGGAGCUUUGGGAUUUUUGA
Molecule: messenger RNA, 1509 nt
Organism: Symbiodinium necroappetens
Lineage: Eukaryota; Dinophyceae; Suessiales; Symbiodiniaceae
Source: the annotation of a GenBank genome assembly